AUGGCACUCACGAAGUAUGACUGGAUCCUGGCCAUCAUCUCUAUCGCUUUCUGCUGCAGUGCAUUCGGUAACGGCGCCAACGAUGUGGCAAACUCGUACGCCUCGUCCGUCGCUGCACGAACGCUCUCCAUGAAGCAAGUUGGCUUCCUGUCCGCCAUUACCGAGUUUGUUGGCGCAGUCGCGCUUGGUUCACGAGUCACGUCAACCAUCAAGAAUGGUAUCAUUAAAAUCUCGCGCUUUGAGGGCAAUCCAGGAGCAUUGAUCCUGGCCAUGAGCUGUGCUGAAGUAGGGAGUGCAAGCUGGCUCCUUAUCGCAACAAAAGUAGGGUUUCCGGUCUCAACGACGCAAACAAUAGUUGGUGCUCUCAUUGGGGUCGGUUUCGCUUCGGAGACUCCCAUCAAAUGGGCUUGGGAUGAUGGGAGUGUCUCUCAGAUCGCUGCUUCAUGGGCUGUCGCACCUGGGAUUGCAGGUUGCUUUGCCGCUCUAUUGUUCGGAACGGUCAAAUACUCGGUGCUCGAGCGUAAGGACUCGCUGAAGUGGGCCAUGAGGCUCAUUCCCGCUUAUCUUGCAUUCACCGCUAGUAUGCUUGCCCUGUUCAUUGUCGUCGAGGCGCCGACCGCCCCUUCACUUGAAGAGUUUGGUGCUGGCAAAGCCACCGGUAUCAUUCUCGGAGUCUUCUUUGGUUCUCUGGCAAUUGCAUAUGGUUUUUUCUUACCUUAUUUCCAUCGACGUCUGAUUAAGGAAGAUUCGCGAUUGAAAUGGUGGCACAUACCCUUAGGUCCGAGUCUUUGGAGCGAUGAUCCUUAUAUCUACCUUCCCUCCAAAGACACUGAAAUUGUCACCGAUCACUACAAGGGCGCAACUGAAAUCAACGACGCCUCCAGCCUUGAUAGUCCGGCGAUCGAAGCAAAGGACAGUGACAACAAGUCAGCAGAUACCAGCGCACUCGAGCAAGGCGAGAACGGAAGAACAAAAGGCUUGAGACAAAGACGCAAGCAACCCGAUAGAGAACCCGAAGAAAAGUAUUUAGAUCCUGUAGCUCACCUCCAGCUACUCCAUCCAUCGCGCAUGUGGGGCACCAUGAAGUAUAUCCUCCUCCAAGGCGUCACGCGUGACUGCAUCACCUUCGGCUCCGCCAACCUCAAAGCCAAGCACGCACUUACUAUUCGCUACGACAACCGAGUCGAGCACCUCUGGACUUACGCGCAGGUCGCCUCCGCAAUGCUCAUGUCCAUUGCACACGGCAGCAAUGAUGUGUCGAACGCGGUCGGACCUUGGUCGGCCGCUUACUCCACGUACAAGGCUAAUGCUGUCGAUUCCGAGUCCGCCGCGCCGCGCUGGAUCCUCGCCAUUGCUGGUUUCCUUCUAGGCGCUGGGUUUUGGUUUUUUGGGUAUCAUAUUAUUCGCUCGAUUGGAAAUCGGAUCACGCAAUUGAGCCCGACUAGAGGGGUGGAUCAUCACAAUGCCUGUUGCGGGACUGAUUUCUGGACUGUUCAUGUUGAUCGCACUGAACACGCCUCACUUCUGAAGACCGAGAGGUGA
Molecule: messenger RNA, 1542 nt
Organism: Bacidia gigantensis
Lineage: Eukaryota; Fungi; Ascomycota; Lecanoromycetes; Lecanorales; Ramalinaceae
Exons: 2
Coding region: 1-1542 (513 amino acids)
Biological process (GO): phosphate ion transmembrane transport
Cellular component (GO): membrane
Source: RefSeq, a predicted model, not a curated record